AUGUUACUCGGAAAUAUUCGAGAUGAUAUGCAUUCAAAUUGUCGAACAAGUCGUAGUGUACCUCAAUUAAUGCCAUCAUUUUCAAUGAACGAUACAAUGAUUUCCCCUUCAUUUUCAUCAUCACAAAAUUUUCGAACUCCAAUUACAUCACAACAAACAAUGAUGAACUAUGCUCGCAUGUCAUAUCGUUAUACAACUGUUACAUUACUUUCUAUGCGUCCACCACCUGAAACAACUAUUUUUCCUGAUCAUCUUAUUGAACGACGUUUUCUUGAUGAUGAAAACUAUAUUGAUCUUGAUCGAAUGUUAAAUGAAAAAGCUGGUAAAUUUCGAUUGGAUUCAUAUGGUAUACGUGAUGGUGCAGGUGAUGGACCAAUACUACCAACUAGAAUGCAUAAAUACGAUUAUUCUGAUCCAGUUAUUGUUGAAAAAGUCAAAAAUCGUCGUCCAAAAGAUCCUUUAACACCUCAUCAAGUAGCUGCAUUGACAUCUGUUGUAACACGUCAUCAACCAUCAGCAGUGCCAACAUCAUUAUUAUCAACUCCUCAUCAAAAUUCAUCAUCACAAGUUUGGAUCGAUGAUUAUAGUCAUCGUCAAGCACAAAAUCAACGAAAUACAAAUCGAUAUCAUCAACCAUCACAACCAUCAAUGCCAUAUCAAAGACAAAAUUUAAAUCAAUCUGAAAUACAUUCAAAACCUAUCAGAUCUCUGUUACCUAACUAUCGAUCUAAUAAUGAACAAAAUCCAAAUACUAAUCCUAUAUUACAACGUUUAUUUCAAGCUCAACACCAUCAACAAAAUAGAAAUGAAAUUGAAAAUCAACAAUCAUCACCAUAUAUCAAUAAUCUAUUAUCAACAUCUGAACAUUAUCAUAAUGGUUUAUCUGCUUUUUGUACACCAACAACACCUGAACCAUCAAAUUCGUAUAAUAACAAUACAUUUGCAUGGCCAUUUUCAACAAAUCAAAAUCAAAAAAAUGUAACACAUCCAUUACAUAUACCAAUGGCAACUCAAACUACUGUGAAACAGAAUCAAGAUGUACUCGCACAAUUGGUUACUGAUCAACUUCGAUGUUCAACAAGUAUACAAACACCAUCAACACCAAUUAUCGAUAUCAAUAAAUCAAAUAAUUCUAAUCGAGAUAAUACAAAUGACGACGAUGAUGAUUUCUAUUCUGCACCACCAUCACCCACUCAACAAAAUGAUUCUCUACCAUCAUUAUUUGAUACAUCCAAUAAUCCUGAACAUACACGUAUAUAUAAUCAAGCAGUAUUAUUAAAUUCACUUAUACGUAAUACGGUCAAUGAAAAUAAUAUACAAAAUUCUUCAUCAAAUGAAUCUUGUUUUUCAAAUGAUACACAAUCAACAAAUUGGAAUCAAGAACAAAAUGAAAGUUAUACAGAAAUGAAUAAUCUUAUUCGUCUUCUAUCACCAGGUGUUAAAAAUAUUACUCAACAGGAAUUACUUCAAUAUCUUGAACAAGGUUGUUCAAAUGAACGUGAACAAAUGCUUCAUUUAAUUGAAACACUUAAUAUUAAUGAACAAAAUUCAUUAAAACCAAUUUUAGUUCGAUUAAUUAAUGAACAAUUAAAUAUAAUGAAAAAUCAAAAACAAAUUCAACAAGGAAAUCCAUUAUUAAUUCCACAGGAAUAUUCUCAAGAAACUCGUUCACCAUUAGAAAGUUGGUUUGGUUCAAGUAUAUAUACAAAUGCAUAUCCUCGUAUGCCAUCAGGUAGUGUUGUAUCAGCAUAUGAUCUUGAAGAAACACGUUUAGCACAAAAAAAGUAA
This is a messenger RNA of Adineta steineri, 1788 nucleotides long. The record is from the annotation of a GenBank genome assembly. Lineage: Eukaryota; Metazoa; Rotifera; Eurotatoria; Adinetida; Adinetidae.